UUCACCAUUGCGGUUAUCGCAGCCAUGGCGGUUCAAGUGGCAGCACCUUCAAGCCUCAGCUUCACCAGCGAAACAGAGUACAGAUAUGAUGUUUUCCUGAGCUUCAGAGGCAAAGAUACUCGCCAUUCCUUCACUGUGAUUCUCUACGAUGCUUUGCGCCGGAAAGGAAUCAACGCCUUCAUCGAUGACAAGAAGCUCGGGAAAGGAGAACGGAUCGCACCUUCUCUUCUUAAGGCCAUAGAGAGAUCCAGGGUUUCAAUUGUUGUGUUCUCUACCAACUAUGCUACUUCAACGUGGUGCCUGGAUGAACUGGCCCACAUCAUUCGAUGUAAGAAGGAGAAGAACCACAUGGUUAUGCCUAUCUUUUACAAGGUGGAUCCCAUGGAUGUUCAGUAUCAGAGGAAUAGCUUUGGCGAAGCCAUGGCUGCUCAUGAAGAUAGGUUCAGAAAUGACCUAGAGAAAGUACAAAAAUGGAGGUCUGCUUUGUCUGAAACUGCUAGUUUGUCAUCAGCAUGGCUUUUUGGAGAUGGAUACGAAUUUGGUUUUAUUCAAAGGAUCGUUGAAGAAGCAUAUUCUAUGCUACCUCCUAAACGCCUCCAUAACACUGAUCAUAUGGUUGGACUUGAGCCUCGUAAAGAAGAAGUGACGUCACUUUUAGAUGAAUGUGAUGAUGGUGUUUGUAUGUUGGGGAUUCAUGGAACUGGUGGAGUUGGCAAAACAACCCUUGCGAGGGCUGUCUAUAAUUCAAUCUUUUACCAAUUUGAAGGUGCAUGCUUUUUAUUUGAUGUCAAAGAAGCAUCAAAGAAAUACCAGGGCAUUGUUUGUCUUCAACAAACGCUUCUAUCAGAGACUCUUGAGGAAAAGAGAGUGAAGUUUGGGAGUGCUGACGAAGGAAUAUCAAGAAUAAAACAUAGACUCUCUCACAAAAGAGUGCUGCUGGUUCUUGAUGACGUUGAUGAGGUUGAACAGUUGGAAAAGCUUGCAGGAGGAUGUGACUGGUUUGGUUGGGGAAGCAAAGUCAUCAUAACGACAAGAAAUCAGCAAUUGCUAAUUGCGUGUAAUGUUGAAAAAACAUAUGAAAUGAAGGAACUAGAUGAUCAUGACUCUCUUGAACUCUUUUGUUGGCAUGCAUUCCAUAUGAGCCAACCUCCAGAAGGCUAUCAUGACAUGUCUUGUCAUGUUGUGAUAAGUUAUGCACGAGGCCUUCCUUUGGCUUUAAGACUGAUUGGUGCCAAUUUGGCGCACAAAAACUUGGAGGAAUGGAGGUCUACAUUGAAACAAUAUGAUUGUAUCUUGGAAAGAUCAAUUCAUGAAGUAUUAAAGAUAAGCUACCAUUGCCUUCAAGAUGGGGCAAAGAGUAUUUUCCUAGAUAUAGCUUGUUUCUUUGGAAUGUAUUUAUGGGAUUCUGUUGAAGAAAUAGUUGAAGCUUGUGAUUCUGGGGGAUGGUUUUAUAUUGAGGUGCUUGUUGAUAAAUCUUUGAUAUCUAUUGAUGAUAAGGGUCACUUGUACAUGCAUGGUUUGAUAAAACAAAUGGGCAGAGAGAUUGUGAGGAAUGAGGCACCAUUAGAUCCUUGCAAACGCAGUAGAUUAUGGUAUUAUAAAGAUGUUCUUAAAGUUUUAUGUGAAAAUUUGGGAAGUAGUAAUAUUGAAGGAAUAAUGCUUGAUCCGCCUCAACAAGAAGAUGUGAAGUGGAGCAGUUUAUCCUUUGAAAAGAUGACUAAUCUUAGAAUUCUUAUCAUUCGGAAAUCUCAAUUUUCAACCAGUCCUAAACAUCUUCCCAAUAGUUUAAAAUGGCUUGAGUGGGAGGGAUAUCCUUCUUCAACUUUACCACUUGAUUUUUCUCCGAGGAAACUAGUUUUCUUCAAGUUAUGUUGUAGUCCUUUCAGGCUGGAUCAGCCACUGAAGAGGUUUGAAUUUGUGACAUAUAUGAAUUUCUCACAAUGUGAAUUCAUAACAGAAAUACCUGAGAUGUCUCAAUUCCAAAGUUUAACAAGAUUGCUGUUUAAAGACUGUUGCAACUUGAUCAAAGUUCAUGAUUCGGUGGGAUCUCUCUCUAUGCUGAUGACAUUAAAUGUUCGUGGAUGUAUCAAACUCACAGGCUUUCCACGUGAAAUCAAGAUGCCAUCUCUUCAAAGUCUUGAUCUCAGUAAUUGUAAGAGUCUUGAUUACUUCCCACGUGUAGCGGGAAAUAUGGAUGCCCUAAAGUGUAUUUCGGCAAAUGAGACCGCUAUUAAAGAGCUCCCACCUUGCAUUGGAAAUCUUCCAAGCCUUGAAUUACUAAAUAUAAGGUCCUGCAAAAGUCUUAGGGAUCUUCCAAACAGCUUAUUAGCCUUGAAAAAUAUUAACUUCCUUAUUCUGGAAGGCACUCAACGUCGCAGCAGAAAAUCUUUGAAGAAACUAAUGCAUGAGAGACCAGAAGUUGUUAGAUUUAGUGCAAACUUGGAAUUCUUGAAUCUAAGCUAUUGUGGUCUAUUGGAUGAAGAUCUUCACCUAACUCUGAAUAUAUUUCAGAAUUUGGAGCAGUUAAAUCUAUCAGGAAAUAAUGAUCUUGUGUCGCUUCCUGGGUGCAUUAAAGAAUGUGCUAAGUUGGUGUUCUUGACACUGAAUAACUGCAAGAGAUUAAGACACAUACCAGAGCUGCCAUUGCAUUUGAACGUUCAAGCAGAGAAUUGCACAUCAUUAACUAACGAGUCAUCAGGCCAUAUAUGGUCUCAGGCGAAGAACGAGUUCUUUGGCAUGGGCAUCACAAUGCCAGCAACAACAACAGCAUUUCCUGAUUGGUUCCACAAUUGGUGUGAAGGAGGGAAAUUGUGUUUUCGUGCUCGCGGGUCGAAUUUCCCUCAUAUUCUCCUUUGA
Molecule: messenger RNA, 2856 nt
Organism: Prosopis cineraria
Lineage: Eukaryota; Viridiplantae; Streptophyta; Magnoliopsida; Fabales; Fabaceae
Product: disease resistance protein RPV1-like
Exons: 6
Coding region: 25-2856 (943 amino acids)
Biological process (GO): defense response; signal transduction
Molecular function (GO): ADP binding
Source: RefSeq, a predicted model, not a curated record